Osmerus eperlanus (European smelt) is the source of this 1022-nucleotide messenger RNA. RefSeq names its product methyltransferase 21A, HSPA lysine (gene mettl21a). The record is from RefSeq and is a predicted model, not a curated record. Lineage: Eukaryota; Metazoa; Chordata; Actinopteri; Osmeriformes; Osmeridae. Gene Ontology annotation, biological process: peptidyl-lysine methylation. The coding region runs from base 118 to 774 and encodes 218 amino acids. The transcript is spliced from 3 exons. Gene Ontology annotation, molecular function: protein-lysine N-methyltransferase activity. Gene Ontology annotation, cellular component: cytosol; cytoplasm.
UGAUCGGUAUUAACAAUCUGCCGGAUGUGUGUCGCAAAUUUCAUAGCAUGGGGCAGCUCGAUGGACUUUUGAGAUUAGUGCUUUGGCGAGUCGAUUUUUAAACCUAAUGAAUUUAUAAUGGCUCUUGUUCCAUACGUGGAUAACUAUGUGCCCGUGCUCUCCAAAUUACAUAAUUCGUCAGCGGAGUUCCAUUUUGCCAAUCACCACGUCACCCUUACUCAGAAUUGGAACAAACUGGGAGUAGCAGCCGUCGUUUGGGAUGCGGCUGUUGUACUGUGCAUGUACCUGGAGUUGGGGAAGGUGGACUUGAAGGGGAAGAUUGCAAUUGAGCUUGGCGCAGGAACCGGACUGGUGGGCAUCGUUGCAGCCUUGCUAGGUGCCAGAGUGACCAUCACUGACCGGGAGCCUGCCUUGGAGUUCCUGGCUGCGAAUGUGAAGGCCAACAUACCUUCAGAGCAGGCAGCAGCAGUGCAGGUCUCAGAGCUGACCUGGGGUGAGUGUCUGGAACGUUAUCAAGCAGGCGGCUUUGAUAUAGUUCUGGGAGCAGACAUUGUAUACCUGGAGGACACCUUUGUGAGCUUACUGCAGACCAUGGAGCACCUCUGCUCAGCGAACACUGUGAUACUGUUGUCCUGUAAGAUUCGCUAUGAAAGAGACACUAAGUUCCUGGACAUGCUGAGGCAGAAGUUCAUGGUUGAGGAGGUCCACUAUGAGAGUCAGAGGGACAUUCACAUCUACAAGGCUGUUAAGAUUCCAUCCCAGAGGGAUCUAUAAGAACUUUGGAAGUCUUGGGGUUCCUUUCCUCAACAGUGGAUGUGUUCUUUAACCAACCUAUCACAGAUAACCAAUUUCACUCACAGCAGUUGAUGGUGUGUAGCCUUGCUGUACCUGUGGUCAUUAUGAUAUGUAAACUGCAAGUUGACUGUGUAUGCUUACAAUGAAGUUACUAGCUGUAGCAGAAUCGGUCACAUCAAUUACUAUUCUGUGGGGAAGUAAAUAAAGCAUCAGAUUUUUCUAUUCAA